Molecule: messenger RNA, 6756 nt
Organism: Capsicum annuum
Lineage: Eukaryota; Viridiplantae; Streptophyta; Magnoliopsida; Solanales; Solanaceae
Product: TMV resistance protein N
Biological process (GO): defense response; signal transduction
Molecular function (GO): ADP binding; protein binding
Source: RefSeq, a predicted model, not a curated record
UGAUCAUUUAGCUAUAUAAAAAUACUAUUUUAAUAAAAAAUACGCUAGUUUAAUUAUUAUUGCCGCACCCACAUCUUCUUUUUAUGAAAGUAGAAAGUUGACUCAUCAGCUCCCCUUCAGUCAACGGAUAAAUGAUUGUUAGUGAGAUGGUUCCAAGUUCCUGGAAAUUUCCAGGAAUACUAUUGUUGGUCCCUCCCUGCAUAUUCUUGAGAACGUCGCAUAUUCUUUCUCAGAUUAGCACAACUCCAAUGGCUUCCCAAAUUCAAUCUGUCAGAAAUUGGAAAUAUGAUGUUUUCCUGAAUUUUAGACCAGAAGACUUGGGCAGAAUCUUUAUUGCCCAUCUUUACAAACGUCUGGAAGACCUAGGAAUUAACGCAUUCAGACCCGACGAUGUCGAGUCUGAAAGAGGCGAAGGAGAACCAAUCUCAACAAAAAUCUUAGAAGCCAUAGAGGAAUCAAGGAUUGCUAUUACCAUCUUUUCCAAGUACUAUGCUUCAUCGAGACGGUGCUUGCAAGAACUCACAAAGAUAAUGGAGUGCGUUGACAACAAGGGAAUGAAAUUCUUCUCUGUCUUCUAUCAAUCAACUGCAUCACAAGUAUUAUGCAACUUUGAUCAAGUACUGUUGGCCCAACUAGGGAUAUAUGGUUUGAAUGGUUCUUACAUGGUGGAGUUCUUGAGGUGGAAGGACAUUCUCUGUAAAGCAUUCAACAUUGCGGGUUUAAAUUGUUGGAACGUUGAAGAAUGUAUUCAGCAAAUUGUUGACAAGAUUUCUCCUUUUCCAAGAAUUGCAAAAUAUCACGUGGGACUCAAAUCUCGUAUAGAGGAAGUAAAAUCGUUGUUGAAUGUUGAAUCUGGCGGUGUUUAUUUUGUCGGGUUAUGGGGGUUGGGUAGUGUAGGGAAGACAACCAUUGCAAGAGGAAUUUUUGAUGAGAUCUCUUGUCAAUUUGAAGGAUCCUGUUUUCUUGCAAAUGUUAGGAGUGUCUUAAAAAAGAGUGGGCUGGAAGUCCUACAACAUUUGCAACAGAAGCUUCUUUCACAGAUCUUGAAGACGCACUCUGUGAAUGUACCAAAUUUUUCCAAAGGAGACAAAAUGACAAGCCAAAUGCUUCGCUUCAAGAAGGUUCUAAUUGUUCUUGAUGAUGUGGAUGAUAGCCACCAACUGGAAUGUUUAGUUGGAAAGAGUGAUUGGUUUGGUGAUGGCACUAGGGUCAUUACAACAACUAGAAACUUCGAUUUACUUAGCAAGCAUGAUGUGCUAUAUCGUGUUCCAGAACUGACUAACCAUGAGGCUUUAGAACUUUUUAGUUGGCACGCCUUUCAACAAGGAACUCCAGUUGAAGGCUUUGAAGAGCUCUCAUGUUGUGUAGUAGAUUAUGCUAAAGGCUUACCCUUAGCUCUAGAGGUCUUGGGUUCUUUUCUCUACAAACAAGGUACAGAAGAGCACAUAAAUGCCUUAUAUAGAGACAAAGAUUUCAGGGAUGGGAAGAUUGUUAGGUUACUCAGCUUAAGUCUAGAUGCAUUGGGCGAUGAAUACAAGAAUAUGUUUCUUCAUAUUGCAUGCUUCCUUAGAGGAAAAAAGAAAGAACAUGUGAUUACUGUACUGGCUAGACUUGGCUUCAAGUCUGUAAAUGGAUUAGAUGUCCUUAAAAGAUCAUUUUUGUAUAUCUCAGAAGGAAAAGUUGAGAUGCAUGAUUCGAUAGCCCAAAUAGGUCAGCAGAUGGCUCGUGAUGCUGAGUGGGUCAAGCCAUGGAAUUGCAGUAGACUAUGGCAUGAAAAAGACAUGGAAAAUGUUUUUUGUGCAAAUCAGAUCUCCAAAACUCUUACUUUUCCUAUGGCUCCCCAAAAUGAAUCGAUUCAAAAAUGGAAAUAUGAUGCCUUUCUGAGUUUUAGAGGAGAUGAUACGCGCAAUAACUUUGUUGCCCAUCUUUAUAAACGUCUGGAAGACAUAGGAAUCAACAUAUUCAAAGAUGAUGUGAAACUUGAAAGAGGAAAGUUCAUUUCAACAGAACUCUUGAAAGCUAUUGAGGAAUCAAGAACUGCCAUUAUUAUCUUCUCAGAGGACUAUGCUUCAUCCACCUGGUGCUUGGAGGAACUUACAAUGAUCAUGGAGUGUGUUGACAAGAAGGAACAAAAAGCAUAUCCUGUCUUCUAUAACGUCGAUCCAUCAGAUAUACGCAUGAAAGCUCUCUGUGAAGGAGAGGGAAGCAGCUUUGCUAAAGCGUUGGAAAAACACGUGGAAGAUUUCAACGCUAAUUCUGAGAAGUUGGUAACCAAACAUAAGGCAGAUUUCAAGUGUGGUUGGCAGAAGGUGGCCCACAAAACUGAUCUUGCUCUUGGAGAACAAGACAAGAAAAAUCUCAAGGAUCAUUUGGAGAAGGUGCAGCGAUGGAAGGUUGCUCUACAUAGAGCUGCUGGAAUAGCAGGACUCGAUAUUCGUAAAACUGCUAAUGGGAAUGAAGCUGAAUCUAUUGACAAGAUUAUAAAUGAUAACUUCCGAAAUAUGCACCACACUGUUUCAGCCACUGAAAAAUAUCUAGUGGGAAUUGAAUCUCGUAUGGGUGAAAUAGAAUCAUUACUGAAAUUUCGAUCAGGUGAUGUCUGUUUUGUUGGAAUAUGGGGGAUUGGAGGCAUCGGGAAGACAACUGUUGCAAGAAAAUAUUUUGACAAGGUUUCUCAUCAAUUUCAAGGGUCUUGUUUUCUUGCGAAUAUUAGAGAAGAAUCAAAGAAGUAUGGGCUGAUGUACUUGCAAAAGACACUUCUUUCGAGACUCUUAAAAGAAAAAUCAAUGAAUAUAUCAAGUUUUUAUGAGGGAGCCGAUAUGAUAAAAAGAAGGCUUUGCCACAGGAAAGUUUUAAUUGUUUUUGAUGAUGUCAAUGAGGAACAGCAAUUAGAAUAUUUAGUUGGAAAUCACGACUGGUUUGGUGAUGGCAGCAAAAUCAUUACAACAACUAGAAACCAAGAUUUACUACGUUGUCAUGACCAACUAUAUUCUGUUCCUGAAUUGGCUAAAGAUGAGGCUGUUGAAGUUUUUAGUUGGCACGCUUUUCAGAAACAGACUCCUGAUAAAGAGUUUUUGAAACUCUCCAAGUCUGUAGUAGAUUAUGCUAAAGGCUUACCAUUAGCUCUUAAGGUCUUGGGUUCUUUUCUUUACAAGCGAGGCAUAACUGAGUGGAGAAGUGCAUUAGAUAGACUCAGAGAUACUGGAUAUGAAAAAAUUGUUAAGCAGCUCAGUUUAAGUCUAGAUGGAUUGAACCAUGAAGAAAAGAAUAUAUUCCUUGAUAUUGCAUGCUUCUUUAGAGGAAGAAAGAGAGAUGAUGUGAUAACAAUACUAAACAGUUUUGGCUUCCGAUCAGAGAUUGGAAUACAUGUCCUCAUCCAAAAAUCACUCUUAUAUAUUUCUGAAGGAAUGGUUGAGAUGCAUGAUUUGAUAGAACAAAUGGGUCAGCAAGCAGCGCGCAAUGUUGAUCAGGACAGGCCAUGGAAUCACAGUAGACUAUGGAAUGAACAAGAUAUAAAAACUGUUUUUUCUGCAAAUCAGAGGACAGAUUCUAUUAAAGGCGUAAUGGUGCCAAUUGGCUCAGACCGUCAUAUAUGCAAGUGGAGCAAAUCUUUCAGCAAAAUGCCGUGUCUUAGGUUACUCAUUGUCAAAGGGGAGGAGGUCCGACACCACGACCCUAUUUGUGACCCUAUUAAGUAUCUUCCCAGUAACUUGAAAUGGCUUGAUUGGUCAUACUACAGUUUUCCAUCUUUACCAGCAGAUUUUGAACCAGGAAACCUUGUUGGGCUCAACAUGACUUUUAGUUCUCUUGUGGAAAUCUUCAAGGAAUCAAAGGCAUUUGACAACUUGACGAUCCUCAAUUUAAGUUUUUCAGGAAGUUUACUCCGAACACCCAAUUUUUGUGAGACUCCAAACCUGCAGAGGAUUAUACUGAAAAGUUGUGUACGCUUGGUUGAAAUUCAUCCAUCCAUUGGAAAUCUGAAAAAACUCAUCUUUUUGAAUAUGGAGAACUGCAAUAAUCUGAAGUGUUUACCAAGAAAUAUUCAAAUGGAAUCUCUUGAAGGCUUCAACCUCUCAGGUUGUGAGAAAUUAGAGAAUUUUCCAGAAAUUCGAGGGAAUAUGGAGUUGCUCUCGGAGCUUCUUCUGGCACGUACUGCAAUUUGGGAAUUUUCCUCAUCAAUAGGGCAGCUUAGUGGUAUCAGCUUGCUUGAUUUGCGUUCAUGUGAAAACCUUGUAAGACUCCCUGCCAGUGUCUCUGAGAUGGGAAAACUGAAAAUUUUGAUUCUGAAAGGCUGCUCAAGACUUGCAAUUUUACCUGAAAAUCUAGGUGAUCUAAACCAGUUGGAGGAGCUUUAUGCUGGCAACACUGCCAUUUGGAAACUACCAGAUUCUAUUGGAAACUUAAGUAAACUCAAGAUCCUAUCAUUAAGAAAAGGGCGGAAGGUAAAGCGUCAAUCUGCUCGCAGUUUGAUAUUAGUACCCUGGGUGUUUCAUGGAUUGAGGGAGUUGAAGAGCUUAAAUCUCAGUGGAUGUAAUUUAUGCGAUAACCAAGUUGCUGCUCUUCAGAACUUAACUUCUUUAUUGGAACUGAAUCUGAGCAGAAAUGAGUUUAUUUAUUUACCUAAUAUCUUCAGUCAACUUUCUCACCUUCGCUAUCUCAAUAUAACACACUGUCAGAAACUUAAGGAACUCCCCAAACUUCCUCCGAGUAUAGAGGAAUUAUAUGUAGAAGAUUUUUUGGCAAAAGAAUGUAUUGCGAAGCUACGAAUGUAUCCAAGGUUGAAUUUGGUCUCAUUCACCAAUUAUAGUUUUGAUCAACAAUCUUAUACAGAGGACAGCAAUGGUAGCUCCUUUUCGGAUGAGAUUCUGAGUUUGCUUCUAUCAAACAAUAUGGAUGAUGUGAUCCACCCCUCUCUUAACUAUGAUCAUAGAGUGACUUGUUCCAUUGUCUUUCCUGAACGUGCAAUUCCCAUGUGGUUUAAGCAUCAGAUUGUUGAUGAAAAGAUCUUGUUCAAACUGCCCAUUAAUUGGUAUAAUGAUAAGUUCAAAGGCUUUGCUAUAUGCUGUGUGACUCUCAUGGGGGCAGGUGUCUGUCGUGCUGAUGCAAUGCUAUCUGAAAAGUAUGACUAUACUUUCAUCAAAGCCAAAUUGCUAUGCAGUGAUCAUUUGAAAGACCUUAGAGUGAUAGAAAAAGAAUGUAAAGUGGGCACAGCAUCUAGAACGUAUGGCUGGUGUGUUUGCUUUGCCUACAUUCCAUUGUAUUCUUCACUGCAGGUGUCCGGCACAUAUGUUGGAGACAUUAACCGGUAUAGCCUAUUUGAGGCAUCUAUCAACGGUUGCAUUGCUAGACAGUGGGGAGUUCAUUUGAUCUAUGAGGAUGAGUGAAUAUUUUCAAAGCGCAGACUGAGAAGGAUUGCUCUGAGUCGACAGAAGCUGAAAAGAGGCCAAAUUAGCUCUAUAUGCUGGGAUAUUGAGGGCAUUACCAAGAAAAAGUUUUAGCAUCCAUGGAUAUUUGGAAUAUGUUUUUCUCUCUUGUCUAUCUUGGGUCGUACCUAAGAACAUCAAGGACGCCGAUGAAAGUUGGAGCUUGUGGAAAGUUGAUAAAACCAUCAGGAAGAUCUGGAGGACAAUACCAGCCAGCAUUAUUUGGUGUAUUUGGACAGAAAAUAAACAAGAUGCUUUGUUGGGGUGAUAUAUGGCUUAUUCACAGUUCUUUUGGAAAUCCAGUGAGAAGAUGGUCGAGUUCUUGCAGAGGUCAGUUGGAAUCACACAUAGAAACCAUGCUAAGAGUAUCGCCACGUUUAUGAAGAAGGGUGUGGAUGGAAGAGUUGAAUAAUAAAGACUUGGAUGCUGGUGUGAAGUCAUCCCAAAAAGAGAAGAAUUAUGUUUUAUGUUGAAGGGAAUAUUAGUGUCCGGAAAACAACUUUUCUGCAGAGAAUAGCUAAGGAGACACAUAAGUUGCAAGAUCUUGUUGAAAUAGUUCCUGAGUCUAUUGUCAAGUGGCAGGGUAUUGAGUCAGAUCACUUUAACGUAUUAGACUCAUUUAUGCUGAUCCACAGAAAUAUGCUUACACUUUACAAAACUAUGUUUUUGUUACAAGAGUUACGCAGGAGAGAGAAUCAUUUGGUGGUAUAAUUUAUGAAGCAAACUGGAUGAACAAUUUGGAGAUCGGCAUUUAUGACUCAUGGUUUUCGAGUUUCCAUGGACUGAUUCCUGAUGGUUUUAUUUACCUUAGAGCGAGCCCUCAUACUUGUCAGAGGAGAACGUUGUUGCGGAAGAGAGCAGAGGAAGGUUGAAUCUCUUCUGGAAUAUUUGCAUGUCUCGAAUGAAAAAUAUGAGAGCUGUCUUUUCCCAUUUAGAAGUGGAAAUCGUGGGGUAUUAUCUGUUGGUAAGCUACCCAGGAACUUCGACGAGUCUGUAACUCCCUUGAACAAGGGACCGCCUCUUCAAUUUGGAGGAAAAUCAUAUGCACCCAUGCCUCUAGGAGGUACUUUUCUUGUAUUUAAUUUCAUUCAGUGUAUGUGUAUUGCCGUUUAUCUUUUACUUUCAAUGGUGAUCUAGGAGGUACUUUUCUUGUAUUUAACUUCAUUCAGUGUAUGUGUAUUGCCGUUUAUCUUUUACUUUCAAUGGUGAUCUGGGUUCCUGCUUUGGUUCUUGAUUGUGAACCCAACAUCGACUUUAACAGAGACAUUGUAUUCAAGAGGCAGUAUGUCAACUUUCCUUCAUCAAUCGCAAAUAUUUAUCUAGUUUUGCUCAA